CUCAGACACAUGGGCAAAGGAGAGGUUCGCAGCUGCUCCCUUCUACCUUUUUGGGGACCCAGGCCUCCCUGUAGGGUAUGGGACCUUUCGUGUGAACUUCUCAUCCUUCGGCUGCAGUUUCCGAGACUUCCGCUUCCUCGUUUUUUACCCAGAGUCAUAUGGAGAAAGGAAGGCGUCACCAGUUAGAGAACUGCACUGUUCUGUUGUCAUUCAGACAGAAUUGGGAUCCAGUUUCUCGUUGUCUUUAUUGAGGAUUUGAGUCAAGAGUCCUAAGAGGUUGAACACUGCUGCUGGAGGCUGGCGAUUCCUGGGAGAAUGGCAAGGAACAGAUGCCCUGCUUGGAGUGUCCCAUGAGAAUAAGAGAGUAGCUUCCUAGUUCUCCCAGUGCUUUGCUGUUAAGGCAAAUUGACUGUCAAGAUGGCAGCCCUUGGUCUGACUUCCACAUUUGCUUUGUCUACUCAGGAUCCUGCCUGUCUCCACGAGUCAGAAUUUCCUCUUCCUUCCAAACACCAUUCCUGUCCCCAGAAUUUGGAACUGUUUGCUUGCCAUAGUUUGGAGCCAACCAGUGUUCCUUCUCAGGAGUCCUUGACUUUCCAAGACAUUGCUGUGGACUUUACUGAGAAGGAGUGGCCCCUGCUGGAUUCCUCUCAAAGAAAAUUAUACAAAGAUGUGAUGCUGGAGAACUAUAGCAACCUGACUUCACUGGGGUAUCAGGUUGGCAAACCCAGCCUCAUUUCACAUUUGGAGCAAGAAGAGGAACUGAGGACAGAGGAGAGAGGCAUUCACCAAGGCACUGGUUCAGAUUGGGAUAGUCCAUCUAAAACCAAGUGGUCAAUGCUUAUGGAUGAUAUUUUUGGAAAGAAAGCAUCCAAUGCUGUGACAGUGGAAAGAACUCAUCUUGGAGAGAAAUCCACGGAAUAUGCCCACUUGUUUGAAGUCUUAAGCAUGGGUGCUCAUCUUACUCAGCCAAUGGGAACCACUGGCAAGAGGCCCUAUCAUCUUCACAACUAUGGGGUUGCUUUCAAGAAUAGGACACACCUAACACAGCAUAUGAGCAUGUAUGAUGGUAGAAAAAUGCACGAAUGUCACCAGUGCCAGAAAGCCUUCACAACAAGUGCUUCCCUUACCCGGCACCGUAGAAUCCACACUGGAGAAAAGCCCUAUGAGUGCAGUGACUGUGGGAAAGCCUUCAAUGACUCCUCAGCCCUCAGGAGCCAUGCGAGAACUCACCUUAAAGAAAAGCCCUUUGACUGCAGUCAGUGUGGAAAUGCAUUUCGGACACUCUCUGCCUUGAAGAUACACAUGAGAGUUCACACUGGUGAGAGACCAUACAAGUGUGAUGAGUGUGGCAAGGCCUAUGGCAGGAGCUGCCACCUUAUAGCUCACAAGCGGACACACACCGGAGAGAGACCCUAUGAGUGCCAGGACUGUGGGAAAGCCUUCCAGCACCCCUCACAUCUGAAGGAGCAUGUCCGGAACCACACUGGGGAAAAACCCUAUGAGUGCACACAGUGUGGCAAAGCCUUCAGGUGGAAGUCCAACUUCAAUCUGCACAAGAAGAACCACAUGGUGGAGAAAACCUAUGAGUGCAAAGAAUGCGGGAAAUCCUUUGGUGAUCUCUUGUCGCGGAGGAAACACAUGAGGAUUCACAUUGUGAAGAAACCAGUUGAGUGUCGCCAGUGUGGGAAAACAUUCCGAAAUCAGUCCAUCUUGAAGACGCACAUGAACUCUCAUACUGGAGAAAAACCAUAUGGAUGUGAUCUCUGUGGAAAAGCCUUCAGUGCAAGCUCCAACCUCACUGCACACAGGAAGAUACACACUCAAGAGAGACGCUACGAAUGUGCUGCCUGCGGGAAAGUCUUCAGUGAUUACCUAUCACGGAGGAGACACAUGAGCAUCCAUCUUGUAAAAAAACGUGUGGAAUGUCGACAGUGUGGAAAAGCCUUUCGGAACCAGUCCACCCUGAAGACUCACAUGAGAAGUCACGGAGAGAAGCCAUAUGAGUGUGAUCACUGUGGGAAAGCUUUCAGCAUAGGGUCCAACCUUAAUGUGCACAGGAGGAUCCACACUGGAGAAAAGCCCUACGAGUGCCUUGCCUGUGGGAAAGCCUUCAGUGACCACUCAUCGCUCAGGAGCCAUGUGAAAACUCACCGGGGAGAGAAGCUCUUUGCACCCUCUGUGUGGAAAAGGCUCUAGUGAGUACAGAGGCCAAAAGGAAAUCUGGUAGAUGAGAAGAAGGUAGGAAGCAUUUAUCAGUUCUCCUCUUACUGUGCACAGAAGAAUACAUGGAGCUUAGGAACAAUUCAAUUUGUGCAAAAACUAAAAAACCUUGUUUCUUCUCUCUUAAAAGAUUCCUGAGAAUGUACACACUAGGGGGGGAAUGUGUACCAUGGUGUGGAGACAUUGUGCAUCAAGCUGUUAAGUGCACAGUAACUUAGGGAAAGAAAUCUCAUCUUGGAAACAACUUCAGCAAUAUAUCCUAUCUUGUGGGCACAUUAGGGAGAAUCUUUAUCAAUGCAGUGACAGGGAGUCUCCUGGUCUCUCACUUCAUGAAAGAAACCACACUAAAGAGAAGAACCUUUAAAAGUAAGGAAUGUGGCAAAGUCUAUAAACAUAGUGAGCCAUCUGUCUGGUUUUUAUGGCCUGCAAGCGAAGAUGUUCCAUUUUUAAAGAGGAAGCAUAUGUGCCAGAGACCUUACGUGGCCCUCAAAGCCUGAAAUACUAUUUUUGCCAGGAAGCGUUGCUGAAUCUUGAUCCACCGCAGUGAUACUCAACUGGGGGCAGUUUACUGUGUAGGGGACACCUGGCAUUAUCUGGAGAUGUUUUGGCUUUUUGAAUGGGAGGAGAUACUAUUGGCUGUAGCAAGAAGACAUUAGGGAUACAGCUAACUAUCCUGUAAUGCACAGGAGUCCCCCACAUUAAAGAAUUAUGUGUCAUUAUUGCUGUGUUAAGAAUAAUCUGUUAUGAUUCAGCUAUUGCCUAUAGCAAUUCCUCAGUUUUUGUGAUUGUGUGUGCACUCUCACUAGGAGAAACUUCUUUUUAAAAUGCCAAAAAACAGAUCCAGCUGUUUGAGGAAGUUUGUGAGAUCUUGCACUGCUGAUGAUCCCUCUUGGAAAUGAUUUCCAUCAUAGUCAUCUUGCCAUUGUCAUAGGGAAUCUCCAUGGAGAGAAAUCCUAAUGAUAUUUUCCUGUGAAUGUGGGAUUGCAUUUAUCGGUCUUUCAUUGUGAAAUGCGCCUGGCUCAUUCAUUUCUCUUUACUUUUAAGUUUAUGCUCCUGACCCUCAGGCCUCAUCACACAAGGUUUGUAUAUAGUAUUUUUGCUACAACUUCAUUCGUGAUAUCUUAAUUUUCUUUUGAAUAACUUACUUGACCACAGGCAUAUUUAGAAUUGUAUUGUAUCACAAACUGGAUAAGGUGGGUAUUUUUUAGACCUGUCUGUUACUGAUACCUGAUUCAAAUGUACUGUGAUCAUAGCAUGACAUUUUCAUCAUGUGGAUGUUUUGGUAUGUUUGUGUUCUGUCCAGCCAAGAACAGCAUAGACUUCUGGUUGUUUCUUCGGUGUUUGCUGUCAGCUUUUUCCAUAUGGAAAGAAUCUAGGUUCUGUCAGAUAAACAAGGUGUGCUGUUAAAAAAAUAUUUUACAGGUUUUCUUGCUACUACUACUGUUCAUGUCCUAUGUCCUGGCCAUUGGCAAGUAAGCAGAGGCCACUGUGUGUGUUCCUGAGGAAAGCUCUUGUAAAGUGGUCCUUACCUGGGUUUUUCUCUUCACAUUUUGUUUUUUCCUCUUCUCCCUACUUCUUCCUUGCAAGCACCUGGUGCUAAAAGAUCCAUUUUGUGACCAUGAGGGUGAAAACACAGUCUAAGGAGCAUACUGCAGAAAAGUCACAGUGAUCCUGGCCUGUCCUGUGGCUUGAGUAUUUGCACCAGUCCUGGAUUUGUUACUUUCAGAAUUCCUAUUACAUGGAUUAAAAAUAAAAUUAGUUACUGGUAUAAGCUUCUGUGAAUAUUUUGUUAUUUUUCUGUUUGCUUUACUUACUGAUCAGAAGAGGGUUCCUUACUCAGUGGAUGAUGUCUGAAACCUAUACACCUGGUCGUUGGUGAGUUAAUGAUUGCUCCCAAUACCUAUUGAUACAAUGUGUGCACUUUAAAAAAAAUAAUUAAUUUUUUAUUUAUUCAUAUGUGCAUAGAUUGAUUGGGCCAUUUCUCACCCCCACCUUCCA
Messenger RNA from Castor canadensis (American beaver), 4218 nucleotides. RefSeq lists its product as uncharacterized. Gene Ontology annotation, biological process: regulation of DNA-templated transcription. Gene Ontology annotation, molecular function: DNA-binding transcription factor activity, RNA polymerase II-specific; RNA polymerase II cis-regulatory region sequence-specific DNA binding. The record is from RefSeq and is a predicted model, not a curated record. NCBI's taxonomy places the organism in Eukaryota, Metazoa, Chordata, Mammalia, Rodentia, Castoridae.